ACCCUUGGAGGAAAAAAAACGCACGCUAGAUGUGUGGGACAUAAUGGUGGAUAGGUAGGGAACACACUUUAGCUCGCAGGAGCAGCUCAUCAACUGUUGAACAAUUGUAGUUGUCGUCUUUGACUCUCAGGUACUUGUGACUUCAUACUAGCCCGCUGGCUCAACCUGAACGACGCCCUGGACCACAACAAAAUGCCGAAUAUCAAAAUCUUUAGCGGUAGUUCACAUCCGGACCUGUCUCAAAAAAUAGCAGACCGCCUGGGUCUUGAGCUUGGGAAGGUUGUUACGAAGAAAUUUAGCAACCAAGAAACAUGCGUGGAGAUCGGAGAGAGCGUACGUGGGGAAGAUGUCUACAUCGUACAGAGUGGCUGUGGGGAGAUCAAUGACAAUUUGAUGGAGCUGCUGAUCAUGAUCAACGCCUGCAAGAUUGCCUCUGCCUCCAGGGUCACGGCUGUCAUCCCCUGCUUCCCAUAUGCCCGUCAAGACAAGAAGGACAAGGUGGGGAGCCGUGCUCCUAUCUCUGCCAAGCUGGUGGCCAACAUGUUGUCCGUCUCAGGCGCUGACCACAUCAUCACCAUGGAUUUGCAUGCCUCACAGAUACAGGGUUUCUUUGAUAUCCCUGUUGAUAACUUGUAUGCAGAGCCAGCUGUGCUAAAGUGGAUUAAAGAGAACAUCCCUGAAUGGAAAAACUGUACCAUCGUCUCACCCGAUGCAGGAGGAGCCAAGAGGGUCACCUCGAUAGCGGACAGGUUGAAUGUGGACUUUGCUCUCAUCCACAAAGAGAGGAAAAAGGCAAACGAGGUGGAUCGCAUGGUUCUCGUCGGAGAUGUGACAGAUCGGGUUGCAAUUCUAGUUGAUGACAUGGCUGACACAUGUGGCACAAUCUGCCAUGCGGCUGACAAACUUAUUUCUGCUGGUGCAACCAAGGUGUAUGCCAUCCUAACCCAUGGCAUCUUUUCUGGCCCAGCUAUCUCGCGUAUCAACAAUGCAUGCUUUGAAGCUGUGGUGGUCACAAAUACAAUCCCUCAGGAGGAGAAGAUGAAGCAUUGUCCUAAAAUACAGGUCAUAGACAUCUCCAUGAUCCUUGCAGAGGCCAUUCGUAGAACUCACAAUGGCGAGUCUGUGUCAUACCUGUUCAGCCACGUCCCCUUGUAACAAAUAGUGUCAGCCAUCCACCACCUGCUGUUACACCAAAUAAGAGAAGAGGGAUUUCCCCACCAAAAAACACAACCAUAAGCAAAGAUGUCCUGCUAACUAAUCAUUAAAAAUGAAUGAACUGUCAUGUCUGUUACUAAUGCUGACCCCACUCAUGUGAGCCCUCUCCCCCUUUGAGUAGUGUCCUUCAUGUCCAGGGCACCAAAGCAACCGCAAGCUACCUAUGUAGGCCAGCAUAUUUAUUGUACUUGGAUAAAUAAGUGAUUAUCCAUUGUGAACUUUGUCUCCCCUUACACCAAAUGUUUAAUCAGAGUUUCUCCUGACCAUCUUCACUCUUCAGGAGUCAUUUCAAUCUGUUGCCUAUAGAGCUUAUGUGAAUUUGUCCAUGUCAGGAGUGGUCAGGAGAAGCCUCUGCCAUUUAAAGCUGUUACAGUGAUUUUGUUACAAUAAACGGGUGUAGUUUUUCCAUGUUGCUCUUGUAUAUCCUGCUGUUCGAGAGAUUAUAAUUAAUGAAGUGAAUGUGUUUUGAACUAGUUUACAGUGCCACUGAAGCUCCACUCAACCAAGAGUGCCUCAACAGUCUGAAAUGGAAUAGCUUGUUCCUCCACUCCUAAUCCCCCGCCCCCCCCUCCUGUGUAGAGGUGUUAUUUUCUCCAUAAAUGAAGAGCUUUGAUGUGUCUUAUCAGGCUGUAGAAAAUGUUUUUUGUUCUUCCUUUCAACUCUUGAGGUGCCCUCAUUGAGUGGGGCCUGCCCAGUGUCCAGGGUUCACCCUGUAAGGUUCUCUGCUGAAGGAUUGUUUAUGGAGAAGAUGCUGGGUUUUUAGUUUGGGGUCUCUGCAGGCUGGAGCUUCCUUCAGAAAUGUUCACCUGCUUUUUUUUUGUGUGUGUCUAUUAAUGUCUUGAAAGAAGGAUUUGUCAUCAGUGUGCAUAUUUUGAGCCUUCAUGUUUACGUUUUCAGUAGAGUGAAUGCGCCAAUCAUCUGAGGAUGCGUUCUUAACAAAAUUAAACAUGAGUAAAAUCUUCA
Notolabrus celidotus (New Zealand spotty) is the source of this 2178-nucleotide messenger RNA. RefSeq names its product phosphoribosyl pyrophosphate synthetase 1B (gene prps1b). Gene Ontology annotation, molecular function: ATP binding; magnesium ion binding; ribose phosphate diphosphokinase activity. The coding region runs from base 193 to 1155 and encodes 320 amino acids. The record is from RefSeq and is a predicted model, not a curated record. Gene Ontology annotation, cellular component: ribose phosphate diphosphokinase complex; cytoplasm. Lineage: Eukaryota; Metazoa; Chordata; Actinopteri; Labriformes; Labridae. Gene Ontology annotation, biological process: 5-phosphoribose 1-diphosphate biosynthetic process; ribonucleoside monophosphate biosynthetic process; purine nucleotide biosynthetic process. The transcript has 7 exons.